This is a messenger RNA of Letharia lupina, 2244 nucleotides long. RefSeq lists its product as uncharacterized. Gene Ontology annotation, molecular function: flavin adenine dinucleotide binding; oxidoreductase activity, acting on CH-OH group of donors. The record is from RefSeq and is a predicted model, not a curated record. The transcript is spliced from 10 exons. The coding region runs from base 1 to 2244 and encodes 747 amino acids. Lineage: Eukaryota; Fungi; Ascomycota; Lecanoromycetes; Lecanorales; Parmeliaceae. Gene Ontology annotation, biological process: secondary metabolite biosynthetic process.
AUGGUGAGGUUCACGUCGGCCGUGCUGGCUGUUUUCUUAUACUUGAUACCUGCAGCUCUUGGAGUCCAUCUUCACGGAAGAGACAUCAAUGAGCCACUCCUUGAGUCUUAUGAUUACAUCGUUGUUGGCUGUGGCAUCAGCGGGCUUGUAGUCAGUAAUCGACUCUCGGAAAUUUCAUCUCGGACUGUUCUUUGCAUCGAAGCCGGUGACGCGGAUCAUUAUGAGGCCAUUAUUCAGGACCCAGUCUAUGUAGGAGCAGACAUUGGUGGUAUCUACGACUGGGACCUUGAAACUGUACCACAGACUCAACUCGACGGCAACACUCGGCCAAUGCCGCAGGGCAAAGUCCUCGGUGGCGGCAGCAUCUUGAAUGCUAUGUGCUGGAAUCGAGGUGGAUCCGAUGACUUUGAUGCCUGGGAAGCCUUUGGCAAUCCUGGAUGGGGCUGGGCUAGCAUCCUACCUGAGACAUAUACCCCUGUAUAUUCCGACGAGAUUGCAGACGAAUAUUCGAUCCACUACAACCCUGCUGUUCAUGGAACAUCUGGUCCUGUGCAGGUCAGCUAUCCCAAGUAUUUCUAUCCUCAAUCCAUCAAUCUCUUCGCUGGGAUGAAUCUCCUUGGUCUACCGACGCAAUUUGACCCCAACGAUGGUACUUCUGCAGGACCUGCUUUCGUGCCCACAGACCUUGACCCAAACAACCAAACACGUUCCGAUGCUCGUCGGACCUACUUCGAUCCCUACGUCACCAGAAGCAAUUUCCAUGUCAUCACUGGACAGCAUGUGACACGAGUGCUGAUCGAAGGUACUGGUGGCAAUGGCGAAGUGGACAACCCAACCUCUGGUGGCAACGACAAUGGCAACGGGCCUGCCUCAGGCAACAAUGACGGCUUUGGAUUUGGUCCAGGUGGAAGCACUCCUCCUCUAUCAGGGCAAAUGCCUCCUCGCUUUGUCCGUAGACAGGACCCUGGCAAUUCUAACUUAAGAGUUUCAGGAGUUGAAUUCGCACCCAAUGCUUCUGCUCCACGUCAAACAGUCUACGCUACUAGGGAAGUCAUAGUUGCUGCUGGUGCAUUGCACUCCGCCCAGCUUCUACAAUUAUCUGGCAUUGGACCAGAGUUAUUGCUCAAUCAGUACAACAUAACUGUAGCGCUCAGUCUGCCAGGUGUAGGCAAUAACCUUCAAGAUCACCCUCUCGUCGGAACUUUCUAUCCUUAUAAUAACGCCAGCUAUCCCUCGCCAACUGAGCUAACGACCAACGCUACCUAUAAUCUGGAAGCUGAACAAGAAUAUGACACAGACAAGACUGGUCCUUGGACGGCUGGAUCCCCAAAUGCAUUGGCGUUUAAUCCUCUGCCAUUGAUCAGCAACAAUUCAGCCAGCAUUCUUAGCAACGCUAGCAGCCAGAACCCAACGGACUAUCUGGUUGCUGGGCUAGAUCCCACGAUUAUCGCUGGUUAUACUGCUCAGAAACAAUCUUUGGUGACACGAUUGGCGCAAAACACCGUAGCUGCAUAUGAGAUCAUCAACAACAAUGCUGGAAGCUUGACAGUAUCUGUCAUGCAUCCUUUCUCUCGCGGUACCUGCUACAUUCAGUCUGCUGACCCGUUCCAGCCACCUGCUAUCGAUCCUCGAUGGCUCACCAACCCUGUGGAUAGACAAGUCCUGAUUGAGGCACUGUUAUUCAACCGACAGAUCCUUGCCACUCCUCCUAUGGUCGAGUUGCAAGCGGCACAAUUUGUACCGCCUGUUGACGCUGAUGAAGACGCAAUUAAUCAAGUGAUCAACAACGGAAUACGCACCGAGUUCCACCCUAGUGGCACAUUGGCAAUGCUCCCACUUGAGCAGGGCGGUGUUGUGGAUUCGCACUUACGGGUUUGGGGUACGCAGAACUUGAGAGUGGUCGACGCGGGGAUCUUCCCGGUAAUCCCAGCUGCACAUUUGCAGGCCGUAGUAUACGGAGUAGCAGAGAAGGCUGCCGACAUCAUCAAGGCGGACAAUCUCUCUUCGAGCGCAGUGCCAGCACCGUCUUCAAUGGCUACAGCCUUGUCGACAGCCCUAGCCACGUCUUCGGAGGUUGCUGUCCCAACGAGCGCUGUCCCGACAUCAUCCCCAACGAUUGCAACCUUGUCAACAAUGGCAGACUCUACAAUUCUGGCCACCUCCUCAGUGCCAGUCAUACCCAAUCCCGACAAUGCACUCUACUGCUUCCUCAACUAUGAAUACAUCUGCAACCUAUUUAGCUAA